Molecule: messenger RNA, 1663 nt
Organism: Paramormyrops kingsleyae
Lineage: Eukaryota; Metazoa; Chordata; Actinopteri; Osteoglossiformes; Mormyridae
Gene: tmem120aa
Product: transmembrane protein 120Aa
Biological process (GO): fat cell differentiation
Cellular component (GO): membrane
Source: RefSeq, a predicted model, not a curated record
GACUCGCUUCCCCCAUUGUCCAUCAGAUACGGAUCUUGCCGGGAGUCGCCUUGCGGCUUUUUUCUCGCUGUAUUGAAGAUGUUAUACAGUCCCACCACCAUAAAGGAAUGCUUGCAGGAAUGGGAGGCUUUGGAAAAAGACUAUCAACAGGUCCAGGAGACUCACCGCCUGUACCGACAGAAGCUGGAGGAGGUUUCCAAGCUGCAGGACAGCUGCUCGGCUUACAUCACCAGGCAGAAGAAGAAGCUGAAGGAUCUGUCUGCGUCGCUGGAGCAAUGCAGAGAGACUUUAAGUCCAGAAGAAGUAAGUGCAAUAGAAGAAAUCCAGGAUCACAUCAGAGAAAGACCAAACGUCUUCUUUGAAAUGGAGUCCUUUCUCCCAAAAAAGAAUGGGUUGUAUCUCAGUCUUGUUCUGGGUAACGUCAAUAUAACUCUGCUCAACAAGCAGGCCAAAUUUGCCUACAAAGACGAAUACGAGAAGUUCAAGCUGUGCCUCACUGUGCUACUUCUGCUGUUCUCCUUCACGUGCCGCUUCGUCGUUACCUACAGAGUGGUGGAUGCACUUUUUAAUUUCCUGCUGGUGUGGUAUUACUGCACUCUGACCAUCCGGGAGAGCAUCCUCAUCAGCAACGGCUCCAGAAUCAAGGGCUGGUGGGUGUUUCACCACUAUGUGUCGACCUUCCUCUCUGGCGUCAUGCUGACUUGGCCUGAUGGGAGGCUCUACCAGAUGUUCAGGAACCAAUUCCUUACCUACUCUUUGUACCAAAGCUUUGUGCAGUUCCUGCAGUACUACUAUCAGAGCGGGUGUCUCUAUAGACUGCGAGCUUUGGGGGAGAGACACAACAUGGACCUUACAGUAGAGGGAUUUCAGUCCUGGAUGUGGCGAGGCCUGACCUUCCUCCUGCCCUUCCUCUUCUUUGGUCAUUUCUGGCAGCUCUACAAUGGCCUAACUCUCUUCAGGAUGGCCCAACUCCCAGAGUGUAAAGAGUGGCAGGUGGCCAUGUGUGGAGCCUCCUACCUUGUUUUGUUCAUGGGGAACUUCUUCACUACGCUUGGUGUGGUCUACCACAAAUACAAGCACAAUCGGAGCAAAGCUAAGGGACUCUGAGAUCUUCAAAGAGGGUGAUCUUAAUGUAGAACUGGCUCCCUGCACUUUACCAAUGUACCAAAUGUUUUUUUAACCAAAUUUCUUUUUAUAUGUCAGUUUGUCCCCUGAUAUUAACACACUUGUCGUGUCAACAGAAUACAUUUCCCAGUUUUACUGUCUUUUUGUUUGAAUUUUGAGUGUUAAUAUCCAAUAUGGCAGGUUUACUCCAAACUAAUUUGUUCAAACCCCUUCUGAGGUUAUAUUUCAGUACCUUCUGACACAAGUCAUGGUCUCAGAGCACCUGAAACCAUUUUGCAGUACAUUGUUAGUACCUGCCAAACUAUGGUAGAAGCUGAACAGUGUAUAUUACUUUUGUAUCGUUUUUAUAAAGGCCUUAUCCAGACGCUCCCCGGAUUACGAUGGUCCUUAUUUUGGUAUUUCAACUUUACGAUUGAUAAAUGUUUUUCACUUUCAGUACAUUAUUCAGUAAAUUACAUGGGAUAUUCAACAAUUUAUUAUGAAAUAUGGCUUUGAGUUAAUGAUUUUGCCCAACUGUAGACUAAUGCAGUGUUUGCCA